Messenger RNA from Cryptococcus deneoformans JEC21, 1900 nucleotides. RefSeq lists its product as hypothetical. Gene Ontology annotation, cellular component: extracellular region. Lineage: Eukaryota; Fungi; Basidiomycota; Tremellomycetes; Tremellales; Cryptococcaceae. The record is from RefSeq and is a predicted model, not a curated record. Bases 232 to 1827 code for a protein of 531 amino acids. Gene Ontology annotation, biological process: chitin catabolic process; carbohydrate metabolic process. The transcript is spliced from 7 exons. Gene Ontology annotation, molecular function: chitin binding; chitinase activity.
GAGGACAAUGCGACCACCUUAUAAGAUGCAGGGACUGAAUUACGUUGCCUUUACCCACUAAGCACAGGCAACAAUUAUUUAUCUCGUUGACUAACCAGCUUCAGUAACUUAUGAAUACUAAUAACGAAGCUGGACUUCGUUGAACACGUUCUUUACUGAUAUCAAUCUUCUGUGACAAUCGAUUGUUUAAUUGGCUUUAUCGAGUACAAAUCAAGCAAGGCGCGCUUCACGAUGCAUUUCGUCAGCAAUACCGCUCUCUUUGCGAUUCUCACGGCUCUUGCUGUUCGUUCAGCACCUGCUCCACAAUCUGGUACCGAUUACACUUGUGAUAGUGACACUCAAUGGCAUGACGCAUACCAGACCGUUACUUGUCCUGGCGAUACCGUUUGUGUCACUGGUGCCAGUGGGAACCCUUGCCAAUUUCCAUCGGGUUAUGGACAGUCUGGAGUAGUGGCUGUUGCGGUCACUUCUGCCGCUGCUGUAACUUCGGCAGCCGCGGUAGCCACUUCGGCUAGUGCUGCUGGAGGGGUAACCUCAGCGACUUCAGCUGGAGGUAUCAGCAUCAGCGGAAACGCAGCCACUUCAGCUUCAGAAGAAGCUGUAACUUUGUCGUCGGGGGCUACAGCUACCGAAUCUGGUGGUGGAGGCAGUGCCUCGCACACGAACUCUGCAGCAUCGGCAAGUGGUACCUCCACUUCGGACGGCACUAGUGUAUCGAACAGAUUUGUGACUUAUUGGGAUAACUACGCAAAUAUGGGAGGGGUCAACGCUGGUCAAUUGACGGCUGUUACUCAUGUAAUUCUUUCCUUUGCCGAUAUGACCGACUGGGCUACCGAGCAAACGACUUGGAAGUUCAUGGAAUCUUCCAACGGCAACUUUGACUCUUCAACAGCCGCAACGCUCAAGGGCAUGCAAUCGGGUCUUAAAGUUUGUGGAGCUCUUGGUGGUUGGGGUCUCGAUAGUGUUAUGGCUACUGCAGUACGAGGCGGAGACUCAACUAUUGCAACGUUUGUGGCCAAUGUGAAGGGAUUUGCCGACUACUUCAACUUGGACGGCAUUGAUAUUGACUGGGAAUUCCCCUCCGCCUCUGAUGACGCCAACCUCAUCACUUUUAUUACCCAGCUGCGUGCUGCACUUGGUGAUGACAAACUUAUUUCAGUCGCACUUGGCUCCCGAGUUGAUACUACCGAUGCCGCCGCGUUCAAUAGUGACACGUUCUCGAAACUUGACAGCCUUGUUGACAUGUGGAACCUCAUGACUUACGACUAUGUCAAUCGCUACAGUACUGUCACCGAACAACAGGCUGGUAACCGCGUUGUCACCACCGUCAUGGAUUACUAUGAGCAGCAAGGUAUCACCAUGGAGAAAUGUAACGUCGGUUUUCCUAUGAACGCCAAGUACUUCACCCUUACCGAAACCUGUGAUUCUUCAAACCCAAUCGGCUGUUCUCUUCCAGGCACCGACUACUAUGAAGACAGCGGCGUUGAUAAUUACAAGUCGGGAUGGGUCAGAUUUAAUCCAGAUUUGGAUUCUUCGCUGGGUACAGAAGGAACAGAAUGGGCGACCAAGAUGAGGGCGCAGUGGGAAGCUCGGCCAACCGAUGGAAGUACAGAGAUUACUGCCGAUGUAUCGAACGCCUGGGUUGAUGAGACCAAUGAUGUCUUCUGGACUUGGCUGUCUGACUCUGACAUGAAGACAACUUGCCAAAACUGGGUGACGUCGGGCAAGGUGGGAGGCGCUAUGGUUUGGAGUCUGAACCAGGACGACGAAAGUCAAGACGGAGGGAGUCACUUGACUGCACUUGCAGAAUGUAUCCAGGGGUCGUAAUCCAUAGUCCGGAUGUGUGAUUAGAGUACUCCUAGUUGAUGAUGACAUGUUACCGUCCCUAUGUUGUAAUCUU